Messenger RNA from Vigna angularis (adzuki bean), 3048 nucleotides. Its product is annotated as stachyose synthase-like. Lineage: Eukaryota; Viridiplantae; Streptophyta; Magnoliopsida; Fabales; Fabaceae. The record is from RefSeq and is marked provisional.
AACUUGCCUUAAUCACUCAUGUUCUUCAUAUCUUCAUCUAAAAGUUUUAAGUCUCUUUCUCUUCUUUUCAUAACCCUCCACUCUUCCAUUUUUUCCCUGUCCUACCAUAAAUAUAACCGAUAAAAUGAAUGAGUGUCUGUAAUCUCCCAUCCAUUGCUUAUAAUUUCACUUUUUCAUUCCUUUCAUAGUGGUAAUAGUCACCAAAUUGGUAUACAUAUCCCACUAGUUAGCUAGUUUUCUUCUCUAAUUCUCAAAGUAAGGUUUAUUGUCUUUGUCUUUAUAGUUUUGAAUCGUUUUGUCCUCUGUUCUUCUUUGUUCUUGUUGUUCGUUGUUUAUUCUCCAUGGCUCCUCCGAACGAUCCAGUGAAUGCCACGUUAGGACUGGAGCCAUCGGAAAAGGUUUUCGACUUAUCUGACGGGAAACUCACCGUGAAAGGUGUGGUAUUACUCUCUCACGUACCCGAGAACGUCACUUUCAGUUCCUUCUCCUCAAUCUGUGUACCUCGUGAUGCCCCAUCUUCCAUCCUUCAACGUGUCACUGCCGCGUCGCACAAAGGUGGCUUCCUCGGAUUCUCCCAUGUUUCACCCUCCGACAGAUUGAUAAACUCCUUGGGAAGUUUCAGAGGUAGAAACUUCCUCAGCAUCUUCAGGUUCAAAACAUGGUGGUCGACCCAGUGGGUCGGAAAUUCCGGUUCAGACUUACAAAUGGAAACUCAGUGGAUCCUCAUAGAAGUCCCCGAAACAGAAUCCUAUGUCGUAAUCAUUCCCAUAAUAGAAAAAAGCUUCAGGUCGGCGCUUCACCCUGGCUCUGAUGAUCAUGUUAAGAUUUGCGCGGAGAGUGGUUCUACUCAAGUGAGAGCAUCGAGUUUCGGUGCAAUUGCAUACGUCCACGUGGCUGAAAACCCUUACAACCUGAUGAGAGAGGCCUACAGUGCUCUCAGGGUUCACCUUGACUCGUUUAGGUUGUUGGAGGAGAAAACGGUGCCAAGAAUUGUUGACAAAUUCGGGUGGUGCACUUGGGAUGCGUUUUACUUAACCGUGAACCCCGUUGGUGUUUGGCAUGGGCUUAAGGAUUUCAGUGAGGGUGGCGUGGCUCCGAGGUUUGUUGUCAUCGAUGACGGUUGGCAAAGUGUGAAUUUUGAUGAUGAGGACCCCAACGAGGAUGCUAAGAAUCUUGUUCUUGGUGGGGAACAAAUGACUGCGAGGCUUCAUAGGUUUGAGGAAGGUGACAAGUUUAGAAAAUACCAAAAGGGUCUUCUCUUGGGUCCUAAUGCUCCUUCUUUCAACCCGGAGACGAUAAAGGAGUUGAUUUCGAAGGGGAUUGAAGCUGAGCAUUUGGGGAAGCAAGCUGCAGCUAUUUCAGCUGGGGGUUCGGAUUUGGCCGAGAUAGAGUUGAUGAUUGUGAAGGUGAGAGAGGAAAUUGAUGAUCUCUUUGGGGGAAAGGGAAAGGAGAGCAACGAAAGUGGAGGGUGUUGUUGCAAAGCAGCGGAGUGUGGUGGGAUGAAGGACUUCACAACGGAUUUGAGGACUGAAUUCAAAGGUUUGGAUGAUGUUUAUGUGUGGCAUGCGCUCUGUGGCGGAUGGGGUGGUGUGAGGCCAGGAACUACACAUCUUGAUUCGAAAAUAAUACCAUGCAAACUCUCUCCUGGUCUUGUUGGGACCAUGAAGGAUCUUGCAGUGGAUAAAAUAGUGGAAGGUUCCAUAGGGCUUGUUCAUCCUCAUCAAGCUAAUGAUCUCUACGAUUCCAUGCACUCUUAUCUUGCCCAAACCGGUGUUACUGGAGUCAAAAUUGACGUCAUUCACAGUCUUGAAUACGUAUGCGAGGAAUAUGGAGGCAGAGUGGAGAUUGCCAAGGCUUAUUACGAUGGGUUGACAAACUCCAUAAUCAAGAAUUUCAAUGGAAGUGGAAUCAUCGCUAGCAUGCAACAGUGCAACGAUUUCUUCUUCCUUGGAACCAAACAAAUUCCCUUUGGAAGAGUUGGGGAUGACUUUUGGUUCCAAGAUCCGAAUGGGGACCCAAUGGGAGUGUUCUGGUUACAGGGGGUGCACAUGAUUCACUGUUCCUACAACAGCUUGUGGAUGGGACAGAUAAUUCAACCCGAUUGGGACAUGUUUCAAUCGGAUCAUGAGUGUGCAAAAUUUCAUGCUGGUUCAAGGGCUAUUUGUGGUGGUCCUGUCUAUGUGAGUGAUAGUGUUGGCUCUCAUGAUUUUGAUCUCAUUAAGAAGCUUGUCUUCCCUGAUGGUACCGUGCCCAAAUGCAUAUAUUUUCCCCUUCCAACAAGAGACUGCCUUUUCAGGAACCCUCUCUUUGACCAAAAAACCGUUCUCAAAAUUUGGAACUUCAAUAAGUAUGGAGGAGUUAUUGGUGCUUUCAACUGUCAAGGGGCUGGUUGGGACCCAAAGGGGAAGAAAUUUAAGGGUUUCCCAGAGUGUUACAAAGCAAUAUCAUGCACUGUUCAUGUAACUGAGGUUGAAUGGGAUCAAAAGAAAGAAGCAGAACAUAUGGGUAAGGCAGAGGAGUAUGUUGUGUACCUCAAUCAGGCUGAGGUACUGCAUUUGAUGACCCCCGUGUCUGAACCACUGCAAUUAACUAUUCAACCAUCCACUUUUGAACUUUAUAACUUUGUCCCAGUUGAAAAGCUAGGUAGUAGCAACAUAAAAUUUGCACCCAUUGGGCUAACAAACAUGUUCAACAGUGGAGGCACAAUUCAAGAAUUGGAGUAUAUUGAGAAGGAUGUUAAAGUUAAGGUUAAGGGUGGUGGGAGAUUCCUUGCUUACUCGACUCAAUCUCCAAAGAAGUUCCAACUGAAUGGUUCUGAUGCUGCUUUCCAGUGGCUGCCUGAUGGCAAACUCACUCUCAACCUUGCUUGGAUUGAAGAGAAUGACGGGGUUUCUGAUUUGGCAAUUUUUUUCUAGGUUUAAUUUUGUGUUUCUUAUGUUCAUAGGCUUCAAUGUUGUGUAACAUAAAGUGGUUGCCCUUAAAAUGUUGUUGUAAAGAGUGAACAAGUUUGUUUUAAUGUAAUAAUAGUUCUGUUGUUCGUAUUACAAA